AUGUCGGGUAGUCAUAGGUCGUCCAAGGGUAAGGCCAGGGCCAGGGAUGCAGACUUGGAGCAAUCUUUCUCGUCUCUCAGCAUGAGCGAUUAUGGCCACCACCACGCACCACGGGCCGACUGCUACGACCAGUCGUACACAAGUCCAUACGACUCAUCUUAUGACCCAACGUACACUGGCCACAACCAGAACUAUGUCUGGGCAGCGCAGGGUUCGUAUGCUCCCACACCGUCGCCGCCGGCGACAUAUGGGAGUACUGGGGCCUAUAGCCACUAUCCGGCCACCUCUGCCACCAGUUCGACAGGAGGUUAUGAGUAUCAGAGCGAACUCUCUGGCGCCCCAGCCUAUAGCAGCUAUUCGGCAUAUGACGCCGCAUCCGUAGCAAGCAGCUCCGCGCCCUCAUAUGGUGGUGGGGGCACGGGAAGCGUCUGGAGUGAGACGGAAUCUCAGGCGACUGGGGCAUCCUCUGCCCCGUCAAGAACGAGCCACCACACCGACGUGAACAGCACCAUCAAUCGCCAAGCUGCGCCCAACCAGGUUUACGAGCUACCCUGCGAGCUCAGAGAUUUGACAGGGUGUAACGUGGUGUUCCCUGGCGACGACGAGCAUGGCUGGAUGGACCACGUUGAGAGCCACCUCGGGAGCACGUUCCCUUCGAAGCUGAGAUGCUGGUUCUGCAACGACCAUUACUUCGACGCAAAGCAGACGUCUAAUGGCGAUCUUCGUUACAACUUCACAUCGCGGAUGCAGCACAUCCGCUACCAUAUCGUGCACGAGGGCUUCCGGCCUGAACAAAUGCUGAGGGACGGGCAUGUCGUUAAACACCUCUUCGACCAUAACCUCAUCGACAGCCGCACGUACAACAGCAUCCUGACCCCCUCGACAGUGCCACCCAUACCAGGCGACCAAGGCAACCAAGGCAACCAGAGCCGGCAAGGCCACCAGAGCCACCACAGGAGCCAGAGGAGCUACCUGCCGCCGGUUGUUGAAGAGAACGUCGCCGGCGAGGGUAGUAGUAGGAGCCACCGUAGUUCAAAUCACCGGUCCGACCGCCGGUCCGACCACAAGAAGAAAGGGCAUGAGCGCAGCCAUGGACCCUCAUACAGGAGAGAUCAUUGA
Messenger RNA from Diaporthe batatas, 1119 nucleotides. RefSeq lists its product as uncharacterized. The record is from RefSeq and is a predicted model, not a curated record. Lineage: Eukaryota; Fungi; Ascomycota; Sordariomycetes; Diaporthales; Diaporthaceae. The coding region runs from base 1 to 1119 and encodes 372 amino acids. The transcript has 2 exons.